Armigeres subalbatus is the source of this 1866-nucleotide messenger RNA. RefSeq lists its product as uncharacterized. NCBI's taxonomy places the organism in Eukaryota, Metazoa, Arthropoda, Insecta, Diptera, Culicidae. Gene Ontology annotation, biological process: DNA integration. The transcript has 2 exons. Bases 413 to 1759 code for a protein of 448 amino acids. Gene Ontology annotation, molecular function: nucleic acid binding. The record is from RefSeq and is a predicted model, not a curated record.
GAAGCUCACCACAGUAUAAACAAUAAUAAUAUCUUUUGUUUGAUUCGGAGCGGGAGAACAAGUUACGAAAUAUGAUUUCUUGUAGCGUUUGAUUUCACCUAUCGAUUCACUCCAAUUCAUUUUACCAAAACAAAUAGUAAACAAAACACAUGAUGUUUAUUUUCGUACAAUAACAACGGACGGUAAUGAGCUACCGUCCGUGGACAUGGUGGCUAUUGUCAAACCCCUUGUGAUAGUAUAGGACGCCAGGGGGGUGCAUUCAACUGACGAUGACAACGAAUGGAACGAACUUUGGCAGAAUAUAGAGACUGUGAACGCUUUGGAGGAAGUAGACAUACAAGAUGCCGUGCUAAGUCAAAUUCGGAGAGAGACACAAAGUGACGAAAUUUUGCAGAUCUUGAAAUCCUACAUCAUGAGUGGCUGGCCCAGCGACAAGUCAAUGAUAACAGAUUGCACGAAACCAUAUUUCGCAUUUCGACAUGAGCUUGUGAUUCAAGACGGGAUCAUCCUUCGUCGAGAUCGCAUAGUCAUCCCCACUGCUAGUCGAAAGACCGUGUCCAACCUGUUACAUUACAGCCACCAGGGUGAACAGGCUACUCUACGGAAAGCUCGGAGUGUCGUCUAUUGGCCUAAUAUGAACGACCAUCUGCGAAACUUUGUGAAAGCCUGUGACAUUUGUAACCGGUUUAAAGGAUAUCAACAGUGCGAACCGAUGCAAUCUAGUCAAACAGCUACAUAUCCAUUCGAGAUCGUAUCCAUGGAUAUUGGAGAAGUGUCCUAUGACGAUAAAAAGUUGUUGAUUCUCGUGACAGUGGACCACUUUUCAAAUUAUUUUGAGGUCAACAUUCUGACCAGUCAAGCAACAAAAAAUUUGAUUGAUUGCACAAAGCAGACAUUCACCAGGCUAGGAAUUCCACGAAGAGCGAUUACGGAUUCUGCCAAACAAUUCCUCAGCGUUGAAUGGCAAACGUUCAUGCGGAACUACGGGGUCGUGCAUACAACAAGUGCACCGUAUCAUCACGAAUCGAACGGUAAAGCGGAAUCGGCAAUCAAAAUAGCCAAAAACAUAAUCAAGAAAGCCCUACAUGAUGGUAAAGAUUUUUGGUUGGCGCUUCUAGAAUGGCGUAAUACACCGCAAGAUGAUGGCUAUUCACCGGCACAGAAAAUUAUGGGAAGGUAUCUUCGAGGACUCUGUCCAGUUCCAUCGGAUAAACUAAAGAUACGUGGUGUAAACGCAGCCAUAGUAAAUGAUCAGAUGGAAACGAGAAAAAUCAAAUCUAAAUUCUAUCACGAUCGAAAAUCACAAUCGCUGCCGACACUAGAACGAGGACAGGACGUUUACGUUCAGUUGAAACCGGAAACUAAUUCCAUUUGGACCAAAGGACGGGUUGCGGAAAUCUUGAGCGAUCGAGAUUACAAUAUUGAAGUCAAUGGAAACAGCUAUCGUCGCAAUCGUGUACAUAUCAGGGAAUCCAGAGGAAUAGAAGAAUCGUGGAAAGAAGAAGAUACUGAAGAUCACUACCUCAGUUUAGAUGGCCAAGACUUGACAGUACCUACCAGCACACCGAAUGCCGAUCAAUCGAGGAAGGCGGAACCGGAAAGCAGAUCAAGACACAGUGAUAAUCGAAAUUGCAACCCUGGUAGCACCACAACCGCCGUUGGAACCAGUUCGUUAUCAACACCAGUCGUGGACCGUCCUCAACGAGCAGUUAGAAGACCAUUGAAAUUCAAGGAUUAUGUUCUUGAUACUUCGGAGUGAAUAUUUAAUCUAUAAAAAGAAGAAGAUGAUAUGACAUUGAUUAAAAAUGUAUGUUUAAAGGUUCAAUAAAAAACUGGCAGCACUUGCACCAUCGACCCCGACUCGAU